Molecule: messenger RNA, 1195 nt
Organism: Raphanus sativus (radish)
Lineage: Eukaryota; Viridiplantae; Streptophyta; Magnoliopsida; Brassicales; Brassicaceae
Product: purple acid phosphatase 8
Exons: 7
Coding region: 44-1048 (334 amino acids)
Molecular function (GO): ferric iron binding; acid phosphatase activity; ferrous iron binding
Source: RefSeq, a predicted model, not a curated record
CCAACACAAAAAUCCACACCACCACCCUCUAGCUUGUCUCUAGAUGGAUACCAUGAGAGAUAAGCCAAUAAAAUUCUCAACUUCUGUUUUCUGUUUGAUCAUUUUAUUAUCGGUCUAUAACUCCACUGCGGAGCUACGACGGUUGGUCCAACCACCAAAAUCCGAUGGUACACUCAGUUUUCUAGUUGUCGGCGACUGGGGAAGAAGAGGUUCUUAUAAUCAGUCUCAAGUAGCUCUUCAGAUGGGAAAAACAGGAAAGGAUUUAAAUAUCGAUUUCGUCAUUUCGACUGGAGAUAACUUUUACGAUGACGGAAUAACAAGUCCAUAUGAUUGUCAAUUUCAAGAUUCUUUUACGAAUAUUUACACAGCAUCUAGCUUACAAAAGCCAUGGUAUAAUGUAUUAGGAAACCAUGACUAUAGAGGUAACGUCGCUGCACAACUCAGUCCGAUACUGAAGGAUUUGGACUGUCGAUGGGUUUGUUUAAGAUCUUACGUGGUUAACGCCGAUAUCGUCGAUAUUUUCUUCGUGGACACAACACCGUUCGUAAAUAAAUAUUUUGAUGAGCCAAAGGACCAUGUUUAUGAUUGGAGAGGCGUGCUACCAAGAAACAAGUAUCUUAAGAAUCUCUUAGCGGAUGUCAACGUGGCCUUGCAAAAAUCAGUUGCAAAAUGGAAAAUAGUGGUAGGUCACCACACAAUCAAAAGUGCAGGUCACCACGGGAUUACGAAAGAGCUUGAGAAACAACUUUUACCUAUCCUUGAGGCUAAUAAAGUUGAUCUCUACAUAAACGGGCAUGAUCAUUGCUUGGAGCACAUAAGCAGCAUUAACAGUGGAAUACAAUUUUUGACAAGUGGCGGUGGGUCCAAGGCGUGGAAAGGGGACGUGAACGAGUGGAACCCGCAAGAGAUGAGGUUUUACUAUGAUGGACAAGGAUUCAUGUCGGUUUAUCUAUCGGAAGCAGCACUGCGUGUAGUUUUUUACGAUGGGUAUGGUCGCGUUCUGCAUCAAUGGAACACUUAUAAGGAGGGGAUUUAUACGGAUAUCUAAACGAUCUGUACAAAUGUUAAGAACCAAAUAUUCAUAUUAGUACGUCACUGUUUUUAUAUUUGGUGGUGACUUUCAUGUGACAUAGUUCUAUUUUUAAUGAUGUUAUUAUCCAGCUAAUAAAGUUUGAAAAAGGGAAAUUUACAUGUA